Molecule: messenger RNA, 2476 nt
Organism: Eremomyces bilateralis CBS 781.70
Lineage: Eukaryota; Fungi; Ascomycota; Dothideomycetes; Eremomycetales; Eremomycetaceae
Exons: 2
Coding region: 155-2284 (709 amino acids)
Source: RefSeq, a predicted model, not a curated record
GAACAAUUUUUGGCAUUCGUUUGGAACUGGAUUCACGAAUGUUCCCCUCCUAAACCCGUCGAGGACACCCAAAUCGCAGCGAUCGUGCUGCUUUCCUGCCUCCCCGUAUCCUACACCGCAGUGAUCUACCCUCACAUCUUUGGUGCAUGCCAGCAUGCACUCCCAUUCGCACUCCCACCUCCAUCGACGUGGACUCGAUGAUAUCUUCUCCGACAUUACCGAACCCAAGCUUCCGGGUCCUGAACCGGAGCUCUUGGCCCCAUCCUUGGUACCCAGGACGCCGGAUUUGACAUCCCGAGAGGAAGCCAGCAAGACGUGUGAUCCGAAGGAACGAACCUGUGGCCCGCUGCCAACCGUUAGUAAUACCUCGUUGAUCAUCGGUUUAUCCGUUGCGAUUCCCGUCUUCUUCGCAAUUGUUGCCUUUUUCUUCCUACACCGAAGACAUGUGAGAAAGCAACGAGAGGAGGAUGCUAAGGACAAACACAAAAGCCUGGAUUUUGGCUUGGGCGAAUCGUACGGAUAUCCAGACGGCAAGAAAAGGAAGGGGAGGAAGAAUGGAAACGUCCCCGAAAUGACCAUCACCGAUACGGAGCAAGCUCUGGGUCGAGGUCGAGGUCGAGGUCGUGGUAUGUCGAUGGAUCUGGUUGGAAGUCCCUACCUUCUUCCCGCUGCCGUGCAAGGCUCGCGAGACUCGAUCCAUUCGCUGUCACGAUCCAUGCACGAUAACCACGAUCCCUAUCGUCCCGUUACCUUUGGCUCCAACGACGGUCCUUACCGUUCUAACAGAGUACGUGGUGAUAAUGCCUCCACCUUCACGGGAUCCAGUGCUGGUACCGAGUCCACCGCCAAUCUGAUGCGCAAUGCCCAGGGGAUGUCUCAUUCGAUUCCACAACGCGGCGACUCGAUGGCACCACAAGCACCGCAACCCGUGCAUGCGGGCGGGACUCCUCGUGCUGGUUUGGCUCCACCGACUGCCGAUGCCGCGCGGGAUUCGUACUUCGACAAGAAUGCCAAAGCGAUUCGGGCGAGCAAUAAUUACCUGGGCAGCUUUAUCCAUAGUGGGGAUCCCUCCACGGCAGAUCAUUCCACGGCGGAUCCUUCCGCGGCCCCAUCGCUCGAUGAGCAGUUCCCAAUGCCGCCGAGCGCGGCUCACAUGAAGUCAGAGGCACCGUUGCCGACCUUUGACUUCGAUAAGGACAAGUUAUCGGACUCGUUCCAGACCAAUUCGAAGCCUCUAUCACCGCCAAACGAAUUCCAGGACCAUGAAAAGGAACCGCCAAGAGGGCUAGAACCACAAGCACCACUUCCGGAGAUCCCUUCGUCCCCUCCGCAGGUCGCUCCGUCGAUGCCACCCAAAGGCUUGCCCGAAACAUCCCGUCCGCCACGUGGUCAGUCAUUAAACUAUGCUUCCAAGACGACAAGCAUGGCCAGCAGUGUGAGCGACUAUGGCGAUGCUUUUAAACUGACGGCAGCGACACCGCCUCGAGGAUCCCUGGAGGGCGCACCCGACGAUUAUCGUCAGUCUCAGGCCAACAGGUCCACACUUCCGGUCGUCGAAGAAUACGCCAAUGAAGGCCUUACCGUUCAGGACAACGGCUUCGAUCCUCGUCGACUUUCCAUGGGCAUCCGCCCCCUCCCUGAAUUGGACGACGUGGUCGAAAACCCCGAAGAGCGCGCUAACCGGAUUCGCUCCUUUUACAAGGAGUAUUUCGACGAAAACAAGCCCAUUCCUCGCAAUCACUACUAUGAGACCGGCCCAUACCAAGCCGGUCCGCACCAGGCCGGUCCAGAAUACUACGAAGACUAUGGUGCCGAGUACUAUGGACCCGACGCUCAUCACUACGAACCCGAUUACCGCGGCCGUCCCGCCGCUCCAUACGCACAGCCCAUGGGUCGCCGCGCCAUGACGCCUCCGCCACGUGGUCCCCCGCGCUCUUUCAACGGAGGACAGAGUCGUACGUCGGGCGCGUCCUCGGUCGGGAAUCGAUACCACCAGCUUCCUCCCCGAGGCAUGUCUUCCUUAUCGGGACGCAUGCCACCACCGGGUCGAGCUCUACCCCCACCGAAAGCACUGAACAGCCUCCCGACGCCAGCAAGGAUCACGGAGGACAACUUGGUGUUCACUCCCACCGACUUCGCUCCACCGACAUCAUUCCGUGAUCGGCAGAUGGGUAGGAGACCCGAUUCGCCCCUGGGUAUCGAGAGGCCGUACAGCCCCAGUGUCCGACCGUUCACGCCACUAGCGAGCAGUUUCGACGAUCUCAGCGCCAUGCCAACCCCGUAAGUCCUCCCUUCGGUGACCAUCCACCAUGAAAUCCCGCUAACAUCUCUUCCCAGCCACCAACUCCGCAAAUCCAGCACCUUCACCGGCCUGGACUUCGCCCCACCCCCCCGCUUCCGCAACGCCGACAACAUGUCGGACGCCGGCUCCAUCCGCUCGAACCGCUCCGGCAUGUCGGCAGUGGCACUCAACACC